Messenger RNA from Monomorium pharaonis (pharaoh ant), 1180 nucleotides. RefSeq lists its product as uncharacterized. The record is from RefSeq and is a predicted model, not a curated record. The coding region runs from base 695 to 1180 and encodes 161 amino acids. NCBI's taxonomy places the organism in Eukaryota, Metazoa, Arthropoda, Insecta, Hymenoptera, Formicidae. The transcript has a single exon.
AAAACUCACAUUGUAUAAGUUUUAUUAAUAUAAUGGCAGUCGCGUCAUCGAUCUUUCAUAAAAUUAAUUUCACAAAAAUUGUUAUAAGAUUUGUAUGGUUUAUUUCUACUUAAUUCUACACUAACUGACAAUUUAAAUAAGCAUUCACAAACAAAAAAAACAAAUAAAACUAGAUUUGUAAGUAAAUAUUUGUCUUGAACAUAUUAUUAUCUUCAUCUGUCAACCGUUCAGUAGCACCAAACUCUCGACAGUAUAAGCAUUAUUAGAGAAAAUAAUAGUUAAAAUUGACGAUUGCAUUAUCCAACAAGAUUUCUUCAAAAUUAUUUCAAUAAGAAGUACAUUCUAUUUUUAUUUUAUCAAGAAAGCAACAACAUAAGGUAUCUUUUUUAAAAGUAUUAAAACGCAUUUUAGUAUCUCUUGACCGAAGCCGAACAUUAAUAAAUCUGAUGUUAAAUAUUACAUUAAUUUAUAACUUUUUAUUUAAGUUGUACAAAUUUAUAGAAAAUAAUUGUGAUUUUUAACUCUUUCUCAGGUUAUAAUUCCAAAUAUCAGAAAAUUGAAUAAAAUAAAUUACACGUAAAUUUAAAUAUUUUUUUAAUGUAAAUUUAAGAAAGUACUCAUAAAAGUGCUACGACGUAGAUUGAGUUUCUUGACAAUUAUAAUAAUAUUUUAUGUAACAACAUUAAUUGGAAAAAUGAUUGAGUUCAAAAUAUCCGCACCAAAUAGAUUGAGUUUAUUCGGUGAAUACGCAGUGAAGUAUGGUAAAAGAGGUUUAAUGGCCAGCAUGGAUAUACGUACAACGCUGACAUUCAAGGAACUCUCGAAUUCGCAUUCCAGCAGUAUGCUUCAAAUUGAACUCCCUUCAUUUUUCUCAUUCUUUCAAAUAUCUUUACAUGAAUUUCAAAAGUUAUAUGACAAUUGUACCGAGAAUAUUGAACUUUUGCGUGAAAAAGUACUACAAUAUACCAACGACUAUGUAUUCCCAGCCCAUAAAACAAUUGUACAAAUACUUUAUUAUUUGCUUGUCUAUAUUACCUACGAAGAGCAGAUCGAAAUGAAACCUUUUACUAUGCAUUUAUCUACGAAAUUAACGAUGGCUAAGAAUUUGAUUAUCUGUCCAGCAUCAUUUACAGUAUGCAUUGUAUAUCGGAAUUUGUGCUUAUUGCUUUAUAAUUUAUAA